AGAUGAAAACCGAAAGGAAUUCCCAGUACCUCUUGCUCCUGACACUUUUCAGCGUGCUCUUCUCACAAACACUGGCCUUAUUUGUAGAAGCAGAAGCUCUGAGGAAUGUCAGACAUGCUGAUGGAGUUUCCACCAGGGACAUUGGUAGUCUCUUGGAUCAUUAUUCUCCCAAAAAAUACACUGAGUCCCUUAUUGAAAAACGAUCAAGCAAUGACAUCUCAGAAGACCUGGGACUAGUGAAACGCCAAUCAGAUACAGAGUUCGGUGCUGCUUUUGAACGCUUCCUUAAAAUCAAGGCUGAGAGGCGAGAAAAGAAGUAA
Messenger RNA from Myotis daubentonii (Daubenton's bat), 320 nucleotides. RefSeq names its product VIP peptides-like. NCBI's taxonomy places the organism in Eukaryota, Metazoa, Chordata, Mammalia, Chiroptera, Vespertilionidae. The record is from RefSeq and is a predicted model, not a curated record.